Messenger RNA from Hemicordylus capensis (graceful crag lizard), 970 nucleotides. RefSeq names its product nucleotide exchange factor SIL1-like. The coding region runs from base 287 to 970 and encodes 227 amino acids. NCBI's taxonomy places the organism in Eukaryota, Metazoa, Chordata, Lepidosauria, Squamata, Cordylidae. The record is from RefSeq and is a predicted model, not a curated record. The transcript has 6 exons.
CAUGCGCCUUUCCUGCGAGAACACGGCUCGCCGAGCGGCGCCGUUCCUUCCCCUCACAUAUCGCGAGAAGCCGGGAUCCUGACUUUCGCCUGAGCUGUUCGUUUUUGUUAUUAAAUGUGGUUUCACUUUGGCUCGUGAGGAGAUUAUUGGCUUCCUGUAGUUCCCCCACCAUGGGAAUUCUGGAUUUCUCCGUUUAUUUAUUUUUUUAAAAGUUGCUCUCAGUUCCACCUCCUGUGGGAGGAAGAAAUGUAUAAGGAACCCGGAAGAUAAUAUUCCACGUGAGUCUAUGCUUUUUACUCGAUGGCAGGAAAGGAGGCGGUUAUGUGACGCGGCCAUUGUUGAUUGGUCAAGUGAGCUCCUGGCUGGGUGCUUCGGAGUUCGUCCUGGAAGACUCCGGCGCGAAGGGAAGAUGUUUACACAAUCUGCCCAUGGUCUUGGACAAACAUUACAAUAUCAGGGUACCGGUGUGAAAGUUUGCCUUCUCAAGUUGGGCCAUAUUGAUAUUGACUCAAGCUCAUUUACAACUCAAGAACUCAAAAAGGCUUUGUCUAAAAUGAAGGAGCACCUGAAGACAGAUGAUACACUGGAAGAAAAGGUGGACAAUGCAAAAGAUUUGCAUUCCUUUGGUGGUCUACAACUUCUGAUUAAUGCGCUAAACAGCACUGAGCCAUUGAUGAAGGAAUAUGCAUCCUUUGUUCUGGGAGCUGCACUGUCUAGCAAUUGCCUUUUGGAGCCGGUGAGGAUGGCUGCAUACCUAGAAGGGAAACUCAGGCUAACUAUCCUGGAUGCGGACAACUACUUGGAAUGGAAGACUCGACUGAGGAUUGCACUGAAAGCACAAGGACUCCACCAAGUUGUUGAGGAGACGCCCCCACCAGAAGGAACCACAAAUGCUGAAAAGACUGCCAGACAAAAUUGGCUGGUCAAGGAUGCGAAAGCUGGAGCGAUGAUAGCAGCUUCUAGCAGCUGA